AUGCUUUGUCCAUUGUUAGUUCUCCUGGCUAUUUUUGCCGGGGCCAGAUGCUCUGAAUUGGCGAUGGUUGACCAACUCCAACAACGACUGCUUUCAACCAAUGCCAGUGGUAACCUUUUGACUAAGGACUAUCUGGAAAGCAAAUUUCCAUUCCUCAAAUCUGACUGUGUUAAAGAUGCACUGAGCCGGUUUCUGCCAAUUUGUUUGAAAGAAGGUAUUGAAUCCGUUGAGACAGAGCUUCGUGUCGAAACUGCCGUCAAACUCUCAAUUUGUGAGUUCAAAGCCUCUGGGCUGGAACACAUACCGAAUAGUUGCGAAUCGAAAGCUAUUGAUUCGAUGAUGGACUGUAUGAUUCAACUAGAAUCAUCGGCACAGUGGUGGACAACUUACAGCGGAAACUAUCAAAGACUAACAACAAUAUGUUUCGAAAACUCUCUUCCUUAUGAGAAAGAUCAAAUCCUGGCAUUAUUCCUUAACAUAACCAACACUUACACUGACCUCAGCGACCAACUUAACGAGCAGUUAUAUCAAAUCAUAUCCAAUUCUGAAUUCGCUUCCAGGGAACACAUGCAAAAAAUGGCCAGCAUGUUUCAGGAUUAUAUGAGCCGUUUUACCGAAGAAUCUAAAUCUCAUAAAUCAGUAAUUGAAGAUGAUAUUAGAGCUCAUAGAAAUCAAGUCAAUGAACUCAUUAUUAAUAACUCAGCCAACUUUGAGCAAGAACUUUCAAAACGCAAUUUCGAGCUCACAAACAAUGUUAGAGAGGUUCUUGAUAUCAUUGGAAUGAUUAAAAGCUCGCUGCAACAUUUGGAUAUCUCAAAUGAAAUUAACGAAAUUAAUAAGCAAGCCAUGAGUGAUUGGAAGAGAGUGGAUGAAGUGGCCGAAAGUGUACUGAAAUCGCAGCACGACGGCCAAGAGCAAUUGAGUGAACAAUGGGAUGAGUUCUUGAGUUCGACUAGGAAGAAUAUGUCAGUUAUGUCAACAGAGCUAAUUGAAUCACAAAACCAUGCCAUCAAGGUUUUAGGCAGCUACGAUGAAAUGAUGAAGCAUUAUAUGGUUACCACAUUAUCAGAAGAAAUGUUCCCAGAAUUACAGGCGCUUCAACAGCAGAUACUGAUGGAUUGGAAACAAACAACUGAUUUCAUUGCAGAGGAUCUAGCAUACUGGAAUAGAGAAGUCUCAAGCAGCUUCGAGUCGAUAUCACAUAAUCUGAGCAGGACUAUGGAAACAGUAAAUGAUUUAGACCAGAGGAUAACGAGAUUCCAAAAUAUUUUCGCCAAAAUGCAGAAAGCUAUGGAGAUGGGAUGGAAACUAUUUCAGUAUAAUCUCUCCAUCUUGAAAUAUCUUUUAGUCCACAGGUUGUUUUGGGCACUAGCACUGAUAACCUUUUUUGGCCUCGACUUCUGGGUGUGA
This is a messenger RNA of Torulaspora delbrueckii, 1410 nucleotides long. It is a transcript of the gene KAR5, whose product is annotated as Kar5p. Gene Ontology annotation, cellular component: endoplasmic reticulum membrane. The coding region runs from base 1 to 1410 and encodes 469 amino acids. The record is from RefSeq and is a predicted model, not a curated record. NCBI's taxonomy places the organism in Eukaryota, Fungi, Ascomycota, Saccharomycetes, Saccharomycetales, Saccharomycetaceae. Gene Ontology annotation, biological process: nuclear membrane fusion involved in karyogamy; karyogamy involved in conjugation with cellular fusion. The transcript has a single exon.